Messenger RNA from Blepharisma stoltei, 1329 nucleotides. The record is from the annotation of a GenBank genome assembly. Lineage: Eukaryota; Ciliophora; Heterotrichea; Heterotrichida; Blepharismidae.
AUGGAUAAAAUCAGUCGCAGAAACAAAAUUAUGCAAGACCUAAUUGGUCCUGAUUUAGCAGCGAUUCUUUAUUCGGCUUUAGAGCUCAACCUUCCUGAGUUGUUAUAGGAGUUUUCUCUAUAAAGCCCGAUAAGGGCCGUGGGUUCUCCGUGGAAUACCUCUGUUGGUCAAUCUAACUCAGUGCGUUGGCUUGACUAAUUCACUGGUUGGUUCAACCAGCAGAGGGAUUCUACGGAGAACCCACAGCCCUUAUCGGGCCAUAUAGGGAAAACUCCUAUAACUACCCCAAAAUCCAUUGAAAUUUUAGCAGAAAUCACUGGAGCAAUUCCAGAAAAAUUAGAGAAAACUAUGAUAGCUUUAAAAUCUUUUGGAUUUUUUUCCAUAUGCUUUGAGUCAUGAACUCUUUUGUCAAUAAAAUUAUAAAAGUUUUACAAUUUAAUUUAAAAUAGUUAACGUCAUAAAUAACUGCAAAACGAACUUAAGUUAUCAUAGCAUAACCCUAAAACAAAUGAAUGAACGAAUUCUCGAUUAUCAUCUGAACUUCUUAUAGAGGCUCUCUAUAAUGUUUCAAAAUACCUAUUAAUGCCUUACAAACGCGAGCUGCUCUGCAGUUUUACUGAUUCCCUCAGAGUUGAGGAAUCUGCCCAGGAAAUUCGCUUUGGUUGCAAAUUCUAUGAAUAUUUGACUCAAAAUGCAACCAUUUUGGGAUUUUAUGAAAAAGCAAUGGCAGGAUGGACAAAUAUAGAAGGAAAAAAAGCAAUGGCAGUUGAUUUAAGUUCUUCUAGCAGAGUCUUAGAUUUAGGAGGAGGUGAUGGGUCUCUGCUAAUAAAUAUCGCACUUGAAAACCCUCACAUCACUGGCUCAAUCUUUGAAAUCCCAGAAAAUAUGUCAACGAUUACAAAAAAUAUAGAAAACAAUGCUUUAGAACAAAGACUUACAGCUGUGCCUGGGAAUUUUUUUGACUCAGUGCCAGAAGGAUAUGACUGUAUUUUAUUAAAAAAUAUUUUAGUAAUUUAUACAGACGCUGACUGUGUAAGAAUUUUGAAAAAUUGCAGAAAUUCAUUAAAGCCAGGUAAUAAGAUUAAAUGGUUUGAAGGAAUAAAAGACAAAACAAAUCCUAGAAAAUGAACCUUUGUGCAAGAUGUGGGGAUGAUGGCAUGGGGAAGAGGAAGAGUUAGGACCAAUGAGGAAAUGGAAAAAAUUUUAAAUGAGGCAGGGUUUAGGGUUGAAAGUUUUACUCCUGCAAUCAAAAAAGAUCUGUAUGGCGAUGAUGGCCCUUUACUUAUUCCGGCAUCAUCAUAUUACUGUACUAAUGCAGUAGCUAUUUAA